Saccostrea cuccullata (small rock oyster) is the source of this 476-nucleotide messenger RNA. RefSeq lists its product as uncharacterized. The annotation marks the transcript as partial. The record is from RefSeq and is a predicted model, not a curated record. NCBI's taxonomy places the organism in Eukaryota, Metazoa, Mollusca, Bivalvia, Ostreida, Ostreidae. The transcript has 6 exons.
GUAUACACUGCUUUGACAGGACAACUUGUUCAUAUGUAAAUUCAACAGUAAAUGUACAGUUGAAGACAAACAUUAAUUUCCAGUCAGAGUACAAUAAUCCUUCUUCACUGCUGUACAAAAAUCUCAAGGAGGACAUGGAAACUGAGACUCGGACCUUUUUUGUCAACAUGCAGAAUCUGAAGUCUGUCAAGAUUUUAGGAAUAAGUGAGAGCAGUACUGUGUUUAAUGUACAAGUGAAGUUUAACACAAAUCUCACAGUGGAUUUGGAGGCUGAGUUGAGUACAGCUCUACAGAACAUGUACCAAACAGGAGUACAGCUACAGGGAACUAAAUAUACUGUACUACAAAACCCUGUUAUAUCUGUACCUUAUAACCCUGCCCCAUGUUUACUUUGUCUUUCCACUGAAAGAUGCCACAUCCUUGUGGAUAACAGCUAUGUAUGCAGAGCUUCUCAAACUGGUUCACCUGUACCAUAA